AUGUCAGGCAUCGGGGAAAUUUUGAAAGCGGUUGGUGAUUUUGGGCCAUUUCAGAAAUGGCUGGUGCUGCUCACUUCGUUUCCAGGCUUCAGUGUGGCUUUCCACCAGUUUUGCCAACUUUUUAUGGUUCCACACGUGCCACAUCACUGUGACACCAGCUGGAUCCAUGCCGUUGGCCCCAGACUGACGGAGGAAGAGCAGCUGAACCUCACCCUGCCCCGGGAUGCAGAUGGAGCGUACGAGCAGUGCUCCAUGUACUCGCCGGUGGACUGGGACCUCGCCUCCAUCGUGGCGUAUGGCCUGAAUGCCACGGAGAAAUGCAGCAGUGGCUGGGUGUACCCCUCAGCACAACCACCAUCCCUGCUGACCGAGUUUGACCUGGUGUGUGACAGAAAGGACCUGAACGACAUCUCCCAGUCCAUCUACAUGAUGGGGCUGUUCCUAGGAUCCAUGCUCUUCGGGCCAUUAAGUGACAGGAUCGGCCGCCGACCAGUCAUUCUGAUUUCCGUCUUCCUCCAGGGCUUGUUUGGUGUAGGAACUGCCUUUGUGUCCCAUUUCUAUGUGUACAUGGCCUUCAGAUGUGUCGUGGGGGCUUCCGUGUCAGGGAUCACCAUGACAAUACUGGCCUUAGCUACAGAAUGGGUCGGUGUCUCCUCCCGGCCAAAGGCAGUGCUUAUUUCUCACUGCUGUUUCGCCAUCGGACAGAUGCUUCUGGCUGGUUUGAGUUACGGUAUUCGCAACUGGAGGCUCCUGCAGAUUGCGGGAUCUGCUCCUAUAUUUGCCUUUUUCUUCUGCAUUCA
Messenger RNA from Pelecanus crispus (Dalmatian pelican), 800 nucleotides. Lineage: Eukaryota; Metazoa; Chordata; Aves; Pelecaniformes; Pelecanidae. The record is from RefSeq and is a predicted model, not a curated record.